AUGCUGCAAUAUCAAUUCAGCGCCGGCACUGCUGGACUCGCCUUUCUGGGGCUCGGUGUCGGCUCCAUGAUCGGCGUUGUAUUCUUCAGUAUUACCUCGGACAAGUACAUGAAAAAGAAGGCCGCCGAGGCCGAUGCGGCAGCCGACGCAGCCGGCACGGCUCGCGAGGGAAUGAAACCCGAGUACAGACUCGUGUCUCUCCCCGCGGGAGCCUUCUUCCUCCCGGCCGGGCUAUUCAUUUAUGGAUGGACGGCCGAGUACGGAGUACACUGGAUCGUACCUAUCCUCGGAACGGCCAUCAUCGGCGUCGGAAACCUUAUCAUCUUCAUGGCGUUGCAGCUCUACCUCGUCGAUUCGUUCACUAUUUAUGCUGCUUCUGCGCUGGCUGCGAAUGCUGUCGUUCGCUCUGUGGCUGGCGCCGUCCUGCCCCUGGCCGGGUUGAAGAUGUACGAUGACUUGGGGGUGGGUUGGGGAAACAGCGUCCUUGGGUUUAUCGCGGCUGCGAUGGUGCCUGUGCCCUUCCUGAUCAUCAAAUAUGGCGAGUUUCUUCGGAAGAAAUAUGAGGUGAAGAACUUGUAA
This is a messenger RNA of Colletotrichum karsti, 579 nucleotides long. RefSeq names its product caffeine resistance protein. Gene Ontology annotation, biological process: transmembrane transport. The transcript has a single exon. Lineage: Eukaryota; Fungi; Ascomycota; Sordariomycetes; Glomerellales; Glomerellaceae. The record is from RefSeq and is a predicted model, not a curated record. Gene Ontology annotation, molecular function: transmembrane transporter activity. Bases 1 to 579 code for a protein of 192 amino acids.